Molecule: messenger RNA, 2017 nt
Organism: Triticum dicoccoides
Lineage: Eukaryota; Viridiplantae; Streptophyta; Magnoliopsida; Poales; Poaceae
Product: glycosyltransferase BC10-like
Exons: 2
Coding region: 437-1516 (359 amino acids)
Cellular component (GO): membrane
Molecular function (GO): glycosyltransferase activity
Source: RefSeq, a predicted model, not a curated record
UCACCUCACUCCUCCCCCCUCCCCCUCCCCCUUUCUUCUCCCUCCAAAAACCGACAUCUCCACCCUCCAAACACCACCACCAUCAACUGCAGCCCAGUCCCAGUCCCAGUCCCAGUCCCGCCAGAACCGCGAGAUCCGAUCCGACUCCGACUCCGGGCAGCAGAGUUGGCGCCACGGAACCGGAGCUCGCCGCUGGCCUGUCCUUCCCGCCUGCCGUUUGAUCCUCCCGGUUCGUGAAACCUUUCCUCCCCGCUCGAUCCAUGCCCGGGAGGUGCUCGUUCUUGCCCCCGAGAUCCGUCCGGCCCGCCCCGAGCAGCGGGAUCUCUCCGUGAUCCUCGUCUUGGCCUUCUUCCCCGGCCCGAAGAUCCGGGAUUUCCUUUUCCGGUUCGGUUUCGCCAGCGUGCGUUUCGCCGGAGCGCCGCUGCCGCCGCCGGGCAUGGCGUACGCGUCGCCGUACGUGCUCUCGUUCCUGCUGCUGCUGUCCAUGCCGGCGGUCUACUACCUCGGGCCGCGCCUGCUGCUGCCCAAGACGCUCCCGGCCAUCCCGGACGCCGACGAGACGGAGGACCUCGCGCUCUUCCGCCGCGCCGUGCUCCUCUCGGCCGCGCCCGCCGCCGGCUCCGGCGCGGCGCCCUCCUCCUUCGGCGUGUUCGGCCGCCGCCCGCAGGCGCGGCCCAAGGUGGCCUUCCUCUUCCUCACCAACUCCGACCUCGUCUUCGCGCCGCUCUGGGAGAAGUUCUUCGCGGGGCACCACGGCCUGCUCAACCUCUACGUCCACGCCGACCCCGCCGCCAACCUCACGCUGCCCCCGACCCCGUCCUUCCGCGGCCGCAUCAUCCGGGGCAAGGCCACGGCGCGCGCCUCCGCCACGCUCAUCUCCGCCGCGCGCCGCCUCCUCGCCACCGCGCUGCUCGACGACCCGGCCAACCAGUUCUUCGCGCUGCUCUCCCAGUCCUGCGUCCCGCUCCUCCCCUUCCCCGCCCUCUACCGCACCCUCCUCACCGACAACAAUGCCGGCCGCCACCGCCGCCACCGCAGCUUCAUCGAGAUCCUGGACAGCGAGCCCACGCUGCACGCCCGCUACUACGCGCGCGGCGACAACGUGAUGCUCCCGGAGGUGCCCUUCGACCGCUUCCGCGUCGGCUCCCAGUUCUUCGUGCUCGCCAGGCGCCACGCCGUCAUGGUGGUCAGGGACAGGAGGCUCUGGAACAAGUUCAAGGCGCCGUGCCUCGUCAAGGAGAAGGACUCGUGCUACCCGGAGGAGCACUACUUCCCGACGCUGCUCGACAUGCAGGACCCCGACGGCUGCACCAAGUACACCCUCACCAGGGUCAACUGGACCGACGCCGUCGGCGGCCACCCGCACACCUACCAGCCGGAGGAGGUCUCCGGGGACCUCAUCAGGGAGCUCAGGAAGUCCAACGGGACCUACUCCCACAUGUUCGCGCGCAAGUUCGCGCCGGAGACCCUUGCGCCGCUCAUGGAGAUCGCCGACUCCGUCAUCCUCCGUGACUAGGCGCCAAGUGUUCGUGGACAUGAACAGAACAAGGGUUGGUGAUGUGAUGAAGAAGCAUAAGCUGGUCCAUCCAUCCCCUUUGUGGUUUCUUCAGGGAGGAGCAAACCAGCACCAAACCUACUUCGCCUUGUUGUUCCGUCGCUGGCCGUCGCUCGGCGAAGGGGAUGCUGCUGCUUGCUCAGACUCAGAGAGUGAUGUGGGUGUUGGUGGCGAAGUGCCCCGACUGCCUCUAUCCUAUGUGAGUAUUGUUGUGUUUCUUGGUGUUUUUCCUUUCCACUUUGAUCCCGAGCGAGAGGAAGUCGUCGGCACGCGGUAGGCGUGUCGCUGGUAGUUAGCACGGAUGAUCAUCCUAUGUAUUCACAACGGAGGCAACCUGUCGAUACAUGUAGUGAUGGUUUUUGUAGUAUAUGUUAUCCCCAUGUUGUCAUUGUCAAUAUCACACACCUUUUCCUCUAAAAAUGUAUCAUCAUCUGUAUCAUGGCACCACUAUCUUGUUGCUUU